Molecule: messenger RNA, 609 nt
Organism: Saccharomyces eubayanus
Lineage: Eukaryota; Fungi; Ascomycota; Saccharomycetes; Saccharomycetales; Saccharomycetaceae
Gene: RSM10
Product: mitochondrial 37S ribosomal protein uS10m
Exons: 1
Coding region: 1-609 (202 amino acids)
Biological process (GO): translation
Cellular component (GO): ribosome; small ribosomal subunit; mitochondrion
Molecular function (GO): structural constituent of ribosome
Source: RefSeq, a predicted model, not a curated record
AUGCUUAGAAACACCUCCACAUCGAAAGCGUUUAUCAGAACACAGUCCACGCGUCCGUAUCCAGUUAAUUUGCAGGCUGUCUACUAUGCACCUUUAAAGCUGCCUAUCAAAUAUGGUGAUCUGGUAGCGGACAUUCAAUUAAGAUCGUACGAUAACGAAAACAUGGAUUUUUACUCAGAUUUUAUAUUGAGGACGGGCUACUAUUUGGGUAUCCCGUUAACUGGACCCAAACCCUUGCCCACUAGAAGAGAGCGCUGGACGGUAAUAAAAUCGCCCUUCGUUCAUGCUAAAUCCAAAGAGAAUUUUGAAAGACAUACUCACAAGAGACUCAUCAGGGCCUGGGACACGAACCCAGAAGUGUUACAGUUGUUGAUAUCUUACAUUACAAAACAUUCUAUUGCAGGCGUUGGGAUGAAAUGCAAUUUCUUCGAAAGAUCAGUGAUAUCGCAGAGUUUUGAUUCCGACACCAAUGAAACUCAAUCACUAAGCAAUGUCAAUAAAUUAUAUUCCCUAGGUAAAGAUGAUAAAACUCAGGAUAGCGCUAUUGGUGAAAAAGUGCUUGAACUGUUAAAUAGUCCUGAUUUUCAGAAACAUUUGGAAAAGAAGUGA